AUGAGCAACGAUUCGCCGUCGGGCUCUGCCGCACCAUCAGGGGAGCCGCCUGGCACGACAGAUCACGAUAGAACGAUCGUGCCGAGCGGCGACCGGGGGACUGGCUCGCGACACCAUGGUGCCGUCCAGGAGCUACGACGGGACACCCCGGCCCGUCGCCCUGUGUCUCGUGGGAGCCGGCGCCGGAGGAGGAAGAAGAGGACCAAGAAGGCCAACCCAGGCCUCAAGAAGAAACUGGAGCUUGUCACGCACCUGCUCAAGGGACUGGACAAUCUGGUCUUUGCCGAGCUGAGUGCCAUGUACUAUAUGGAGUGCUCCACCUUCCGGCUGAUUAUACGCGCCGUCAGCCAGGCCAUGUACCUGUCACCCAAGUCCGAGUCGUUCCCUUUCCUCAUGCCCGCCAGCCGCAUGCACGUCGCCCUCGUCGUCCUCCCCAACCUGUGGUGCAUGCUGAUCCACCUCCUUGCCGCCCUCCCGGAGGGACGCGAAUACCACAGAGGCUACCUGCACGGUGGCGUCAUCAUCGACUUCAUCGGCCAGGAGCCACCCGUGCAUAGGCUAUACUACAUCCUGGCCGACGUAUUCCUGCUCGUCCUGCAGUGCCUGAUGUUGACGAUACAUACCGAGCGGGAGAAGCUGCGUCUGUCGCUCAAGACAUUCCGACCGCUCGUCGCCAGCGCCGCCCUGGAGGCUGCCACGUCCCGCACCGUCGAUGAUCUCGAUGCAGAGGAGAGGAAUAUUGGCAGUACGCAGGCUGAUGACGACGAUGCCGAAGAUGGCAUAGAGCUGCAGCCCCUGAGGAGAAGAUCGACCUCGAGUAACGGAGGUGGCCGGGAUGAAGAGGCAGCCGGGACAGAGCCACGACGGCCGUCGUCGAGUUCUGGCGAAGCCGUUACGAGGUCCCGCCUGUCGGACAUUCUUACCUCGGGCAACGGUGUCCUGGGUGAGUAUCACAUUGUCCGCUCCCUGCGCGUGGCGGCGACGGAGCUGGAACGGACGACGGCCCAGUCUCUACAGAGCAUCGGCUACCGAGCCACAUUGGCGGCCCUCAACACCAGACGACAGAGUGCCUCGAUCCAAACCCGGCCACAGCAAGCAAGCGGCGGCGAUUAG
Messenger RNA from Geosmithia morbida, 1113 nucleotides. RefSeq names its product Fungal domain of unknown function (DUF1746). The record is from RefSeq and is a predicted model, not a curated record. Gene Ontology annotation, biological process: SREBP signaling pathway; protein processing. Lineage: Eukaryota; Fungi; Ascomycota; Sordariomycetes; Hypocreales; Bionectriaceae. Bases 1 to 1113 code for a protein of 370 amino acids. Gene Ontology annotation, cellular component: Dsc E3 ubiquitin ligase complex. The transcript has 2 exons.